AUGGAAAGAUUACAACAGCUAGCAACUCAUACAAUUGCUGCAAGCUCAGGACCACAAAGAGCAUUGCAUCCUUUAGAUCCACUAUCUGCACAAGAAAUAAAAGAAGUAAGUAGCAUUAUCAAGGAACAAUACUCGGGCAAGAAGCUUAAUUUCAAUACUAUUACUUUGAGAGAGCCAAGUAAGAAGGCAUAUUAUAGCUGGAAAGAAAAGAAUGGGCCUAUGCCACCUCGUUUAGCGUAUUAUGUGGUUAUCUUAGAGGGUGUGAGUGCGCUCCAGGAAGGAGUGGUUGAUAUUGGUAGCCACAAGUUUGUUGAUAAGCGUCAAGUUGAUGCCGUGCAACCAAUAUUGACACCGGAUGAUUUGCGGACUACAGAGGGUAUAGUGAGAAACGAUGCUGCCGUGAUAAAGCAAUGUGAGAUCAGCGGAGUGCCAAAAGAAGAGAUGAAGAAUGUCUAUUGUGAUGCAUGGGCCAUUGGAUAUGACGAAAGAUGGGGUGCAUCCAAAAGAUUACAACAAGCUUUGAUGUACUGGAGAUCUGACGAAAAUGACUCCCAAUACUCACAUCCAUUAGACUUUUGUCCUAUUGUUGAUAUGAAUGCAGGGAAGGUUAUAUAUAUUGACAUUCCAAACAGAAGAAGAAAAGUUUCCAAGCAUGAACACGCUAAUUUUCAUCCAGACCACGUAAAGUACGAAUUUGGAACUACAGAAAACCCAUCGGGUUAUAGGACGGAUUCUAAGCCAAUAAAUAUCACUCAACCCGAAGGCGUUUCCUUUAAAUUUGAAGGUAAUGUAAUUGAAUGGUCAAAUUUCAAGCUCCAUGUUGGUUUUAAUUAUAGAGAAGGAAUUGUAUUAAGUGACGUUGCUUAUAAUGACCACGGUAAAGUGAGACCCAUCUUCCACAGAAUCUCAUUGGCAGAAAUGAUAGUUCCCUACGGAUCACCUGGAUAUCCUCAUCAUCGUAAACACGCUUUGGAUAUUGGUGAAUAUGGUGCUGGGCAUUGUACCAACCCGCUUUCAUUAGGUUGUGAUUGUAAGGGUGUAAUUCAUUACAUGGAUGCACAUUUCCCUGAUAAAGAUGGUGAGCCUACUACUAUUAAGAAUGCCAUAUGUGUGCACGAAGAGGAUGAUGGGGUUCUAUUCAAACACUCUGAUUUUAGGGAUGACUUUCAAACUACUAUUGUUACCAGAGGCACAAGAUUAAUUAUUUCCCAAAUAUUUACAGCUUCAAACUAUGAAUAUUGUUUAUAUUGGAUAUUCAAACAAGAUGGUACAGUCAAAUUAGAAAUAAGGUUAACUGGUAUUUUGAACACAUAUAUAUGUGCAGAAGAUGAAGAUGUUGGACCUUGGGGAACCCAGGUUUACCCUCAAGUUAAUGCACACAACCACCAACAUUUAUUCUCACUUAGAAUCCACCCUAGAAUUGAUGGAGAUAAUAAUUCAGCAGCAACAAGUGACUGUAAGCAAUCCCCAUUUCCUUUAGGAUCUGAGGAGAAUAAAUAUGGUAAUGCAUUCUAUAAUGAAAAAACUACGUUUAAAACGGUUAAUGAUUCUUUUACUAAUUUCGAAUCAUCCACUGCAAGAACCUGGGACCUUUUUAAUUCAAAAUCAAUCAACCCGAAUUCUGGAAAACCAGCAUCUUACAAAUUGGUCUCAACGUUUUGUCCUCCCGUUUUAGCUAAGAAAGGUUCGCUUGUUUGUAAAAGAGCUCCAUGGGCUUUGAAUACGACUCAAGUUGUUCCAUACCAGGAUGAAGAUUACGGUUAUGGUAGAUUGUAUCCAUCGGGUGAUUUUGUAUGUCAAUGGGAUGGAGAUUCUGUGCAAGGUAUGGGUAAAUGGGUUAGUGAUGGUAAAGACAAUAUAGAAAAUACAGACAUUUUGUUCUUCCAUACUUUUGGUAUCACUCAUUUUCCAGCACCUGAAGACUUCCCAGUUAUGCCAACUGAAAUCUUUGAUCUUAUGUUACGCCCGAGAAAUUUUUUCACUGGAAAUCCUUGUCUUGACGUUAAGCCAUCCUAUGUAAGAACUACAAGAGAAGUAAAAAAUGACUUGAAUGGUAGAAACACAAGUGCCUUAGGAGCUGAUAAUAGUUCUAGGUUAGCUUUUAGUAAGACUUCGUCAGACUUUUGUUGUUCCAAAAAAUAA
Molecule: messenger RNA, 2142 nt
Organism: Debaryomyces hansenii CBS767
Lineage: Eukaryota; Fungi; Ascomycota; Pichiomycetes; Serinales; Debaryomycetaceae
Gene: AMO1
Product: Amo1p
Exons: 1
Coding region: 1-2142 (713 amino acids)
Biological process (GO): amine metabolic process
Molecular function (GO): primary methylamine oxidase activity; quinone binding; copper ion binding
Source: RefSeq, a predicted model, not a curated record